Messenger RNA from Helianthus annuus (common sunflower), 981 nucleotides. RefSeq lists its product as uncharacterized. The record is from RefSeq and is a predicted model, not a curated record. The coding region runs from base 1 to 981 and encodes 326 amino acids. The transcript is spliced from 3 exons. NCBI's taxonomy places the organism in Eukaryota, Viridiplantae, Streptophyta, Magnoliopsida, Asterales, Asteraceae.
AUGGCUAAAGAGUUAGAUGUUUUCAAAACUAAAGCAAAGGGGAAUGAGGAAAUUUUAGAUGAGUCUACAACUGCUCCUCAAACAUCUGUUGCUGAGCCCACUGCUCUUGAUGAUCACAACACUACAACCACUGCUGAUUUGACGGACAGGAUAUCUAACUUGAAAACAAUUGUUGCUGAUAUAAAGGAUCAAUUGAAGAAGUUGGUGGAUGCUUUCAAAAGUCGACCUUCUCAUCAGCAGUUAUGCCAAGAGCUUUGGAAUUCGGUACAACCCAUUCUUGCAGCUCAAAGGGAACUGGCUGAGAUUCAACUUAAUUCCCACAUGAAGCUAAUUAGAGUUAUGGUUGAAGCAAGAUACAAAGACACACAGGCUGACAUCAAGGGCAUAAAAGAAUGCAUUGCAAAGUUAACUGGUACUACCCCUACACCUGUGUUUGAAAAAGACGAUGAAGAUGAUGCUGAAAAGAGGGAAAAUGAUUCCAUGAAAAACUUUGGCAAACCAACACCAAGGAAUCAGCCAAAACAAAAUCCAAAGCCUGCCAAGCAAACUUCUGCAAAAUCUCCUGGAAAAUCUGAUACUGGUAAGAAAAAGGGAAUUGAUGAUUCCGUUAACAAACAGACAGAUAAGGAGAUUGAACGAAAACAGAAGAGGAAGCAUACAAAAGAGGAAGAUGAAGUGCUCAACAUUGGAACUUCAAAUAGUAGAAAAUCACAAAAAGAUAACGAAUCUCCUAUUUUGAUACUUCCUAAACCAAUAUCACCACCAGAAAAACCAACCACUGCUGCGAAACUCAAAACCACUGCUGAACCUAAGAAGUCAGAUUCUGAUACAUCUAAAACAAAACUCUCACCAGAAAAACCACCUGUGAAAAAGCAGAAUACAAAAUCCUCAUCACCACUGCCAACCUCGACUGAAACAAUUGUUGAUGCAACAAAUGUUUCAGCAUAUGUUAAGACAACAGCGGUUGAGACACCAUCAUGA